Messenger RNA from Cuculus canorus (common cuckoo), 1377 nucleotides. It is a transcript of the gene MCAT, whose product is annotated as malonyl-CoA-acyl carrier protein transacylase. The record is from RefSeq and is a predicted model, not a curated record. Lineage: Eukaryota; Metazoa; Chordata; Aves; Cuculiformes; Cuculidae. The coding region runs from base 1 to 1125 and encodes 374 amino acids. Gene Ontology annotation, molecular function: transferase activity. The transcript is spliced from 4 exons.
AUGGGCGCGCGGGCGGUCGCAUGGCGGCUGGGCGGCUCGGCGGGCGGCGGGGGGGAGCGUGGGGCGGCGCUGAGCGCGCUGCUGCAGAGCUCGGUGCGGGGCGAGGAGGCGGGCGAGGAGGCGGUGAGGGCGACGAGGCGGCCGCCCCGGGAGGGCUCGGUGCUGCUGUUCCCCGGGCAGGGCAGCCAGUUCGUGGGGAUGGGGCGCGGGCUGCUGCGCUACCCCGGCGUGCGGGACAUGUACCGCGUGGCCGAGGCCGUGCUGGGCUACGACCUGCUCGGCCUCUGCCUGCGGGGGCCGCGGGAAGAGCUGGACCGCACCCGGCACUGCCAGCCCGCCGUGUUCGUCGCCUCCCUGGCCGCCGUGGAGAAGCUCAACCGCCUGCAGCCUAAAGUGGUGGAGAGCUGCGUGGCGGCCGCGGGGUUCAGCGUCGGGGAGUUCGCGGCGCUUGUCUUCGCUGGAGCCCUGGGAUUCCCAGAAGCACUAUACGCGGUGAAAGUGCGUGCUGAAGCCAUGCAAAAGGCGUCGGAAGCUGUCCCCAGUGGAAUGCUUUCGGUUAUCGGUCGGCGAGAGGCAAAUUACAAAUUUGCCUGCUUGGAAGCCCGUAGACACUGUGAAUUGCUGGGUAUAGAAAACCCUGUCUGCGAAGUUUCAAACUACUUGUUUCCAGACAGCAGAGUCAUCGCAGGACACUUGGAGGCUUUGAAGUUUUUGCAGGAGAAUGCCCGAAAAUAUUAUUUUGCACAUACAAAAAUGCUUCCGGUCAGUGGGGCUUUCCAUACUAGGCUUAUGGAAUCAGCAGUGGAGCCAUUGGCUGAAGUCCUAAAAUCGAUUGAGAUUCAGAAACCACUUCUCUGUGUCUAUUCCAAUGUUGAUGGCAAAAAGUACAUGCACUCAAAGCACAUUAAGAAGCUGUUAGUGAAGCAGGUGGUUUCACCUGUUAUGUGGGAGCAGACCAUGCAUUCUGUGUACGAAAGAAAGCAAGGAACGGAAUUUCCUUACACGUAUGAAGUGGGGCCCGGGAAGCAACUCGGAACCAUUCUCAAAAGUUGUAAUUUAAAAGCCUGGAAACAAUAUACCCAUGUGGAUGCUCUGGAAGAUGAUGAGGAAGCAGCAGAGACCUAAGUAGCCUUUUGAGAAAAAUCCACACAACUUGGUUUUUCUGUCUGUUUUAAAAAUAACUUUGUGCUCCCAAAAGAGGAAGUCUUAAACAUUCAUGGCUUCUCAUGGUGAGGAGAGCAGUGUGGGCAUAAUCACAAUGAAUCACGUUUCUUUGUGUGCCUUGGGUGUGGAAGGGAGAGGAAGGUCUGGCUCUUCUCUCUGUGUUGAGACUGCAAAACCACCAAUAAAUGUGCCAAAUAGCCUUCUGUUUGGCCU